AUGCUGUCUUCUAAUUUAGUUAGAGGUGCGAUAUGGAAUUCGACUUUAAGAAGCUCCAUCGUUGCCAAAAGGUCAUUAACCAUCUCAACUAAAUUAUUACAGGUUCAUCCCAUCCCUCCACCUCCACCUCCAUCUGCUUUCUCCUCUUCUGUUAAAGACUCACCCCCUGUGAUUAAACAAACUUUAAUGAACCGUUUCGGUAAAUUAACCUUAAAGGUAUCAUUAUACGGUAUCCUUGCCGCCACAUUAUUCACAGGUUAUUCUUUAUACAGCGAAACCCUCCCAACAAGAAAUCAACUACCACAAUCAGCAACUUUCUCAGAUGGAUCUCCUCGUAAAACAAUCGUCAUACUGGGAUCUGGUUGGGGUUCCAUCUCCUUAUUGAAAAAUCUAGAUACAACCAAGUACAACGUCAUCGUCGUUUCUCCACGUAAUUAUUUCCUUUUCACUCCAUUAUUACCUUCCACUCCAAUGAGAACCAUUGAAUUGAAAUCAAUCAUUGAACCAGUAAGAUCCAUUACUAGAAGAUCUAAAGGUGAAGUCACUUAUUAUGAAGCAAAAGCAACUAGUAUAAACCCACGUGAUAAAUCUGUUAAGAUUGAAUCCAGUUCUCAAAAGGGUACUGAUAAAUUUGAAGUAGAUUUGAAAUAUGAUUAUCUUGUGGUAAGUGUUGGUGCUAAAUCUACAACUUUCAAUAUCCCCGGUGUCAUUGAACACGCUAAUUUUUUGAAAGAAAUUGAAGAUUCAGAGAAGAUUAGAUUGAAAAUCAUUAAUAAUAUUGAAAUGGCUUCAUUUUUAUUACCUGAUGAUCCUGAAAGGAAAAAAUUAUUGAAUUUUGUUGUUGUAGGUGGAGGUCCCACAGGUGUAGAAUUUGCUGCUGAAUUACAAGAUUAUGUUAGACAAGAUUUGAAAAAAUGGUUACCUGAUAUCAGUAAAGAAGUUAAAGUCACCUUAGUGGAAGCUUUACCUAACAUCUUAAAUAUGUUUGAUAAAUCUUUAAUUGAACAUACUGAGAAAUUUCUAAAGAAGGAAAAAAUCAACUUGAAAUUGAAAACAAUGGUUAAAUCUGUUGAUGAUGAUAAUAUUAAUGCUAUGGUUAAUGACAAAGUUGAAAAAAUCCCUUAUGGUGUUUUGAUUUGGGCUACUGGUAAUGCUCCAAGUGAUCUUUGUAAAGGAUUGAUGGAACAAGUUGAAGAACAAACUUCACCAAGAGGUUUAUUAAUAAAUAAUCAAUUACAAUUGUUAGGUUUUGAAGAUUCCAUUUUUGCUUUAGGAGAUUGUACUUUCCAUCCGGGUUUGUUUCCAACGGCACAAGUGGCUCAUCAAGAAGGUGAUUAUUUAGCUGAUAGAUUCAAAACAAUGUAUAAAAUUGAUCAACUUAAAUGGAAAAUAAAUCAUUUAGAUGAUGUUAAGAAUCAUUCCAAGAAAAUCCGUUUAUCUGAUAAAUUGACCAAAUUAGAAUCGAAAUUACAAGAUUUUGAAUAUCUUCAUAGAGGUACUUUAUCAUAUAUUGGUAAUGAAAAAGCCAUUGUGGAAUUAAAAAUUGGUAACUCCAACUAUAAAAUAUCAGGCCCAUUGGCAAUUUGGUUUUGGAAAAGUGCUUACUUAAAUAUGUGUUUCUCAGUGAGGAAUAGAGCAUCAGUUGCCUUUGAUUGGUUUAAAGUUUAUUUCUUUGGUCGUGAUUCCUCUGUUUGA
Molecule: messenger RNA, 1695 nt
Organism: Naumovozyma dairenensis CBS 421
Lineage: Eukaryota; Fungi; Ascomycota; Saccharomycetes; Saccharomycetales; Saccharomycetaceae
Gene: NDE2
Product: NADH-ubiquinone reductase (H(+)-translocating) NDE2
Exons: 1
Coding region: 1-1695 (564 amino acids)
Molecular function (GO): NADH dehydrogenase activity
Source: RefSeq, a predicted model, not a curated record